This is a messenger RNA of Papaver somniferum (opium poppy), 2125 nucleotides long. Its product is annotated as BAG family molecular chaperone regulator 3-like. Bases 850 to 1866 code for a protein of 338 amino acids. Gene Ontology annotation, biological process: protein stabilization. Gene Ontology annotation, molecular function: adenyl-nucleotide exchange factor activity; protein-folding chaperone binding. Gene Ontology annotation, cellular component: cytoplasm. The record is from RefSeq and is a predicted model, not a curated record. Lineage: Eukaryota; Viridiplantae; Streptophyta; Magnoliopsida; Ranunculales; Papaveraceae. The transcript is spliced from 4 exons.
CUUCUUCUACAAACCGGUUAAGAUUAAAGCAAUAGUCUGACUCUGUAGUAGGUUUGGUGACAAGAACUUUCUUUUACCUUUUUCUCCUCAUUUUUACAAAAUUACCCAAUCUUGAUAAUUUUAGGAAAUUAAAUUACAAAAGAAAAAUCAAGUAAAUUUUCCAUUUUCAUCAGUCCUUCUAAACAGAAACUUUCUUUUUUUCUUGGCGGCAUUUGAUUUCCCUAUUUUAAUCGAUUAAUCAAUAAUUUUCUGCUUUCCCUCAAUAAUUAAGUAAUAAAUUUUUUUAUAUAUUAAAAUCAUUGGUCUUUCAUUUGCUGUCUUACAGACCUUCUUUCUUCUUUCUCUUUCAUUUCCUCUGCUCUGUUCUGUUCUUUCUUCUUCUUCUUCUUCUUAAUCACUUCCUCCUCCAGACACCCUAUGUCUCAAUAAUUUUUCAGUUCUCAUUUCUGUAUUUAUUAUUUCAGUUUCAGAAGGAGGAGGGGAAGAAAUUAAGAAAAAGAAAACGGAUUUUUCAUUUAUUUUGUUAACUUAACAGUCAACUGUAUUUUUGGGGGUCAGAGAAGAAGAAGAGGAGAUCUGAUAUUUGAUUUCUGGGUUCUUUUUGUAAACCCUAGUUUAGUCUGUUUGAUUCUGAAAGGUGGUUUUUUUUUCUUUUAUUUUUCUCUGACAAAAUUACAAGUGGAUUCAUGCUUGGUUAUGAAGUUAGCUCAGAAAUGGAUUUGUUUGAUUCCAUUUGAUGAAGAGUAGUAGUAAUAGGGUUUUAGAGAGAUCUGAAGUUCUUUCUUCUCUAUUAGGUUACUUGAAGAAACCUAAAAGGAUCUAGAAUCAAAAAUUUUAAUUGAGGAGAAGAUGAAUAAAACGAAGACGAAGAUUAUAUCUGAAAUGUCACCGAAGAACAGUAUGGAUGAUAUUUCAAUUGCAGCUGAAUCAGAAUGGGAGCUUAGACCAGGAGGAAUGUUGGUUCAGAAACGUAAUCCUGAUUCAGAUCGAGCUGUUGUGCCCCCACCAACUAUAAGAGUUAGGGUUAAGCAUAAUUCAAUUUAUCAUGAAAUCUAUAUCAAUUCACAAGCCAGUUUUGGGGAAUUGAAGAAAAUGCUGUCGGCACCAACUGGAUUACACCCAGAUGAUCAGAAACUGUUGUUUAAAGAUAAAGAAAGGGAUUCUAAAGCUUAUUUAGAUGUUGUUGGAGUUAAAGAUAGAUCAAAAAUUGUUGUAAUGGAAGAUCCAAUGAGACAAGAAAGAAGAUUUCUUGAAAUGAGAAAAACUGCUAAAUUUGAAAAGGCAGCAAAAUCUGUUUCUGAAAUCAGUCUGGAAGUUGAUAAACUUGCUGCAAAGGUUGCAGCAUUGGAUUCUGCAAUCUCUAAAGGAGUAAAAGUUGCUGAUACUGAAGUAUUGAAUUUGAUUGAAUUGUUGAUGACACAAUUGAUUAAAUUGGAUGGAAUUGUUGCUGAUGGUGAUAUCAAAAUACAAAGAAGAUUGCAGGUUAAGCGAGUUCAGAAGUAUGUCGAGACAUUAGACCUGUUAAAGAUAAAAAAUGCUGAGCCACGCAGCAACGGGAACCAAAACCCAUUGCAACAGCAACAGCAACAGCAAAAAGCACCACAGUCUAGGCAUUCAACAGGAACAAUUCCAAUAACUGCUCAGCCGCAACGACAGCAGCCAACAGCUGCUCCACAACAACAACAGCAGCAGCCAACAUCUAGGAGGUCUGUGAAGCCAAUUCCCACUACACCAGCUGUGGUUUCGACCAGAUGGGAAACCUUUGAUAACUCAUCAGCCGGGUUUGUGCCAUAUCCAUCCACUUCCAAAACCAAUAAUGGCACCACCACCCAACCUAAUAAGCUAAACUGGGAGUUUUUUGACUAAUAAAACUCUCCAUAGAAUGGAAUCAAGAUUUCAGAUAAAUACUGGUUUGUUUGUGUGCUGAGUGUGUGUAUUUUUUUUCUUUCGAGUUUGUGUUCGGUGGAUUUGAUCUUCCUUUGUCCAUUCUUUUCUGUAUUUAGAUUCUUAAAAAGUAUAUCUAUCCCCUUUACUCUCUAUUCCACUGAUUCAAUCCAUCAGAAAAAUAAUCGGGGUUGUGAAAAUUGUUUUCAUUUUUAGUAGAAAUCAUUGCCAAUUUAUUAUA